AUGGCCGCCACCGGGUCGCACCCGGCCACGCCUUCGACAGGAGCCGCUCCCGUCGAGGCUACCGCGAGCGCUUCUCGCCAUGCCGCAAGCGCCGCCGCCACAUCAGCCGCCGCCGCGGGCCCUCGAUCCCCCCGCAACAAUGACGCCGCCGUGGCCCAGGUCCACAGGACCCUGCAAGCCCUAGUGCACUCUCUAGGCUCUCAACAUCAGCUCCAAUCGCAGAUUGCCGAGCUUGAACGCGAGAUAAACGCUGCCCUUCGGCUCAUCCCGGACAGGGGCCGCUCACAUGGUUCGUUACGCGCGCACGAGACCCAGUCGCCUUCUCGUGACCUUGCGACCGAUUUUUCUUUGCUCGCUCCCUCGCCCGCGGCGCACCCGUCUGCCCGCGAUGGCGAAGUGGCGUUUGGCCUGGCCUCCAAUCGCCCUCUACCCCGGCUCCCGAGAGAGCCCGUGCACGAAUCGCUCUCUCACGACUCUCGUUAUCGUCAUGGCUAUUUGAGCUCUCUCGCACAUGACGAUAGAGCCACCACGCCCAGGCGCUCUCCCAUGGAAGCAGUGGAUGCAUCCCAAUUUGGUGUUGCCUUUGGCACCAAUGCGCCACCACGGGCCGGCUCUCGGACUCAACCACCCCACCACGUUUGGCACCGAGCCUACCAAACCUCAACCAAGUGGGAGUCCUAUCGCGGUGACAGCAAGAAAGGUCUCGACUCCCUCAAAGAAAAUGUCAACUCGGCCAUUGUUCUUCUCCAAGCCGAGCCAUUGCUGCAUAUGGCCACCCUCGAUCUAGAGGGCUGCACCGCCGCUCCCAGUAAGAGCCGCUUCUACAUGCCUCGCCACCAUCCCGCUUCCAUCACUGCUAUCAAGUCUGUCUUGCCAGAUGCCGUGCGCGAGACGGCCAACACGGGCAUGACGGUCUUGGGAACGCCGAUUGGCCGUCGCGAGUGGAUGAAGAAGCAGCUGAACGACAAGGCAAAGCACAUUGCUGGCAAGCUCAAUGACAUGCUGACGACCGGUGUCUCGCUUCAGGCCCUCCUCACGGCCAUGCAGUACGUGCCUAGCCUCAUCAACCACCUCUACACGCUGCCCCCAAGUCUCACGUCGGGCUUGUCCGAGCUCUUGAACCGUGCUUGCAAGGACACCUUUGUCAAAGCCUUUUUUGCCAAGGUAAACCUGUCUGCACCAGCUGGAGCCGAAGUAUUAAAGGUAUAUGUCCAGUACAGUGUAAUGUGUGUGGACAAGGCGAUUGUCACAGAGGUAUCCAACCAGUCGAAGUGUACACGAGAACAUGGAUUGAAGCAAGGCGAAGGAACAAGACAGAACAAGACAGAAGGAGGGAAGUGGAACGACCGAGGUCAAGAAGGAAAAUGGUACCGAUCCAGGGAGAUCGCUCCCAUUUAUAGCAGAGCUGAAAGCAAAGCUGUGCAACCCCGACAUCAAAAUCACGACGGCACGCAAAACAACACAAGAGAACAAGACAUUUUCAUCGGCUUCUAUCAUGCCGAAAAGUACAAGCGCGAAGAAUCACGCACAAGGAAACAAAAAUCAUGA
Messenger RNA from Monosiga brevicollis MX1, 1548 nucleotides. RefSeq lists its product as uncharacterized. The transcript is spliced from 3 exons. The record is from RefSeq and is a predicted model, not a curated record. Gene Ontology annotation, biological process: translation. Bases 1 to 1548 code for a protein of 515 amino acids. Lineage: Eukaryota; Choanoflagellata; Craspedida; Salpingoecidae. Gene Ontology annotation, molecular function: RNA binding; structural constituent of ribosome. Gene Ontology annotation, cellular component: ribosome; mitochondrial small ribosomal subunit.